[Torrubiella] hemipterigena is the source of this 3826-nucleotide messenger RNA. The record is from the annotation of a GenBank genome assembly. NCBI's taxonomy places the organism in Eukaryota, Fungi, Ascomycota, Sordariomycetes, Hypocreales, Clavicipitaceae.
CACCCCCUUCUUCUUCCCAUCUUUCUUUUUUCAACACACGAUUUUUCUCGUCACAACCCGCUCAGACUACACUUCCACACACCAUGGCUCCCUCUGCCCAGGACGACUCGGCGACCGCCACCUCCAUGGACCUCCCCAUCAUCGACCUCGACGUCUACCUCUCCAACGACCCCUCGUCCGCCGCCGUCAAGGCCGAAUGCAAAAAAGCCGCCGACGCUCUGAUCCAGUACGGCGCCCUGGUCUUGCACGACUCCCGCGUCGCCGCCAAGGAUAACGAAGAAUUCCUCGACCUGCUCGAGGACUACUUUGCCCAGCCCGAGGACGUGCUGCGCCGCGAUGAGCGCCCCGAGCUCAGUUACCAGAUUGGCGUGACGCUCGAAAACACAGAGAAGCCCAAGUGCGCGGUCGACGAGCCCUGCCUGGAUAUCAUUGCCCGACUGGCUCCGGACCAGCGCCCGCUGGACAUCUCUGCGCAUAGCCCGGAUCCCAAGUGCCGCUUCUUCUGGCGCAUGGUGGAGGCGCCGCCCUACGAGACGCAGUUCCCGGGCCUGAAUGCUGCCAAUAUUGUACCGGAGGCGGCUAACCUCAAGGAGCGCUGGACCCCGACGAUGGACCGCUGGGGCACAUGCAUGAAGUCUGCUGUCUCGUCGCUCUCUGAAAUGACCGCUCUUGGCCUCGACUUGCCAGCUACGUACUUUAGCGAGGCUGGCCGCUACGGCCCUCACCUGCUUGCCCCGACAGCCUCCGACCUCACCAAGUACGGCGCGCGCGACACCAUCCUGGCCGGCUUCCAUACUGACCUGAACUUCUUGACCAUUCACGGCCGCUCGCGAUACCCCGGGCUUAACAUCUGGGCGCGCAACACGGGCCGCCGCAUCCCGGUCCGCAUGCCUGCGGGCAACUACCUGCUCGUCCAGGCCGGUAAGCAGAUUGAGCACAUCACCGGCGGGCUGAUCAAGGCGGGCUUCCACGAGGUUGUGGUGAAUGAGAGAACACAGGAGGUCAUGGCGAAGCGCGCCGCGGAGCAGCCGGAGCGUCCGCAGAUUCGUAUCUCUAGCACGCUUUUCUGGCAUCUCAACUCGGAUUUUGAUCUGCAUGCUGUGCCGGAACUGGCGGCGCGUGCGAAGCAGCUGCGUAAGGAGAAGGAGAGUGCAGGUGAAGAUGAGGGCAGAGAGACGGAGUAUGCGCCUAUGAAGGUUGGCCAUCAGGUCGAAGGUGAACUGAAGCACAUUGCGCUUAUGGCUUCAUGAGCGAACGGGACAAAAAAUCGUAAAACAAGUUGGAAAUCUAUGACAGCAAAAAAAGAGAUAUAAAUUGACAAAGUAUUCAUGUACAUGAGACGCAGCUGUAGCAAAGUGAUACUAAGCAUACAUGGACAGAGCUAUAUACAAGAAAUAUGUGUGUUACGUGCCAAAGUAAAGCAAAGGGAAAUCAUCAUCAUCAUCAUAAAAAGGAACCAAGGCGAGUGGUCGUUUUAUUUCUUGGCAGCGGGCGAAUCGGGAAUCGUGGCAUCGGCAUCGCCGCGCUCAGAGCCGACAUCGACUUCCUUGGUGUGCUGCGUCUCGGGAACAACCACGUCCUCUCUCCAAAAGUCCUUCUUGCCGCGUGACAGGCGAACCAUCCAGGGCGGGAAGAAGCCGCCAGGGAUCUUCCAGGUCCAGCCCUCGCGCUCGUCGUAGUUGGGUGGCACAAUGCGGUCGCCUGAGAUCUUCUUAAGAACCCAGACGGAGCCGUUGAUGAUGAUGAAGGAAAAGACACCCGCAAUAAGACCGUUGGCAAUCGAGUAUGUAAACGGCAUAAUGGUCAGAGUGAGGAACGCGGGAACCGCAUCGCCCAGGUAGCGCCAGUUGAUGUCGGUCACGGCUGUGGCCAUCAUGGAGCCAACAAGGACGAGCACGCAACCAGUAGCCCAUGGUGGGAUGGAAGCAAAAAUGGGAGCAAAGAAGAUGCUGAUGAAGAAGCAGAUACCAGUGGACAUGGCAGUCAAGCCAGUCUUGCCGCCCUCAGAAAUACCCGCACCGGAUUCAACAAAUGCCGUGACAGGCGGGACACCAAAGACGGAUCCAAUGGAAAUGGAAAUGGCGUCUACCAUGUAUGCCAUGGAUGAGCCCUCAAAGUCUUGAGUGACGGGGUCCAUGAGUCCAGCGAAGCGUGCCAUGGAGUACAGUGUGCCGGUCGCAUCGAGAAUAUCGACAUACAGGAAAGUGAUGAGGGCGAGGCCGAACUGGCCGCCGUAGGAGCCAAUGUUCCAGUCCUGCACAUUGAGUGUGUUUUCAAUGGCGCGGAAGCUGACAACCUUGCGGAAAAAGUCAAACGAGUCGUCGCCGACAGUCGUGUACGGGAAGUACGUGACGGGUGUACCGCGGGGCCACGAUACAAUGCUGACAAGCAAGAUACCAGCAAUAAUGGCGCCCUUGACGCGGUACAUCAUCAGCAUGACGGUAAAGAUGCCGCCGCAAAAGAUGCCCACCCACAUCGAGGGGUAACGCAUCUUGUCCCACGACGGGCAAGUGCCGUCGGGCAGCAGGUUAGCGGGCGAGCAGCCACCAAGCUCGACAGGCGUAGCAGUGGCGCCAGUGACAAUGCCAAUACCGUUGCCAUACGUCAAGCCAAUGAGGGUGAGGUAGAGACCGAUGCCGACACCCGUGGCAAUCUUGAUGGCGCUGGGGAUGGCGCGCGCAAGCCAUUGGCGCAGACCGAGGACAGCCAGACCAAAGAAGAUGAAGCCUUCAACAAAGAUGGCCGUGAGGGCUGUCUUAUAGGGCACGGUGCCGCUGCCGUGGAAGCCAACGACGGUGUAGGAAAAGUAGGCGUUGAGACCCAUACCAGGAGCCAGACCAACAGGCAAAUUGGCGAGCAGGCCCAUGAAAAAAGUGGCCAUGGCGGAGAUGGCAGCAGUGGCGGUGACGAUGUCACGCUUAAUGUUUUGCGCGCAGAUGAGGUAGUCUUGGUCCUUUUUGCAGAUGGGGUCGUCCUUGGUGCCGGGGCAAACGCAGGUGCCACCCGUAUCGGAAACAAUGGCUGAGUUGACGGCGAGAAUGUAGGCCAUGGCAAAGAAGGUCGCGAGGCCGGCUCGGAUUUCGGUCGUGAAGCGGGAUCCCUUGCGUUCCUUGGGCUGUAAGACGGUUAGAAGCUGCUAUUUAUAAGAAGGUACUCUUUAUAGACUUACAUGACCACAUCCUUCAAGGCGGAACCAAGUGCCGACGGGGCUCUUAGCCACCUUGUUGUUGAGAUUCUCUGCCCAACCCAUGGUGUCGAUGGUGUUGGCGAAUCGUAGGAAGAGGAGGAAAUGCUUGUUUCUUGGCGGUGCUGACUUCAGGUCGACGUGGAUGAAGGAGUCGUAGAAGUAGCAGCGGCCGAAGCUAUGUCAAUAGCAAAACCAAGAAGAGUAGGCUCUUUGAAAUAAAAAGACACUGCCCACGAGGGACACCGUGUGUCACGGAAUGCGCAGGAGGGAUGCGCCGGAGCACGGAGCAAAGGAGAUUGUAAAGCGAGGACGGAGAAGAAACAGGAGAAGGACAAGCACAGCGUCUUGCAAGUUUCUCCAAUUUUUUUAUUCUUCGUCACUGGUAGACUCUGCGGGCUGCUGCUGUGCGAGGUGUACAGGGAAGGGCUUCGAGCGUUUUGUACUAGUAGCCGUCGUAGAGUUGCAGACAAGCCGUGUCGGACGGCGCCGGGAAAGUCAGGAAGCGCCUCUUGGGAGCAAUUGAUGCGGGGGAGGGUGACCGGAAGCAAAGGCGCAAAGAAGACUGGACGCCACGAGAAUGCGCUGAAGCUGAAGCUCGGUUACAAACUGGUGUGUGUGUGUUUGUAAGUUGAAGGGGCC